CUACAGCGGGUGACAAUAGUUCAUAAGGCUGUUCCUACUGACUGCUGAUCUUCUGACCUUUUUUCCUCUGUUCUAUUUGCAGUUUUUCCUUUUUUUUUACAUUUUUCUUCUUUUUCUUUACGAUUCUUUCACUUCCUCCAUAUUUUUCAAACUUCCCUCCUCAGAAAUAUUCUUAAAUUUCUCCAAAUGUCUUCAACUACCUCUUAAAUAGCCCUUGUAACAUGCUUAGUUCUAUACAGUAAAGCUUUAAUUGGUCUUUGCUUUUCAUUCUGAUUUCUGUUCAUUGUCUCAUUUCCUUACAUUUCCCUGCUUUUUCCUUAUUGUUCUUCCACUUCCACCAUUGCUUUCAAACUCUGCUCCUGAGGAAUUUUCUUACAUUUACAUCACCUAGCUCUUAUUUACCCCUCAUAACAAGGUGGUAGAAGUACUUUUUGUACUGUCCUGCUGUUGGAAUAUACAUCUAGUCAUCUUUUCAAAGAUGGGCAUUGUAAAAAAACUGAACUUCGUCUCAUCUAGCUGGUAAAAUCUUAACCCUACAGUAGAUAAGACUAGGAGCACUUUUUGUCCUGUCCUGCUUUUGGAAUAUUCAUCUAGUAACCUAUUUGGAAGAUGUGGAUCAAGAAAAACUGACCUUCGUAUCGUCCAGCUGGUUAAAUCAUAAUCUGUAAGAUAUGUCUUCUAUAAAGUACAGUCUGUGAGGUCACAUUUUCUGCAUUGCAGAGGUAAAAGGGUUUCCUAUGGUGUUUCCUAUUGACUGCUGAUCUUAGACAUCUGGAGCUAUAUUGUGUGUUUUUCCACUGUAAACUGGAUUAAUCUUAGAAUUAAAAUGGUCGACCCGUGUGAGGACGAUAACGCAAAAAUGACCAGCCAAGAGGCGCUGUGUACUCUGGACAAAAAGACGCCUCGCUGUUCGACUCUAAAGAUGUUCAUCAUGUCUCUGUCAUUCGCCUGCUUCUCCAAAGCUCUGUCUGGAACCUACAUGAAAAGCUCCAUCACUCAGAUCGAGAGACGAUUCGACCUGUCCAGCUAUCUCAUCGGCCUCAUUGAUGGAGGCUUUGAGAUGGGUAACCUGCUGUUCCUGGCUGUUGUCAGUCAUUUCGGAGCGAAGUUACACAGACCCAGACUCAUCGGGUCCGGCUGUUUCCUCAUGGCUCUUGGCUCUGCUAUUACAGGACUACCUCACUUCUUCAUGGGACGGUAUAAAUAUGAUACAGUUAUUCAGGGCUCACUGAAUGAAAGUGUCAGCAUCGUGGCCUGUAAGGAUCCCAUUACACAAGACAACUACACAGAUAUACUUCAAGAGUCUUCAGUAAACUUCAGCACAGGAGUUGACUGUGUGAGGGAACCUGGCUCCAACAUGUGGAUUUAUGUGUUACUUGGAAAUGCCAUCAGGGGGAUCGGAGAAACACCAGUCACUCCUCUCGGGAUCUCCUACGUUGACGACUUUGCAAAAGCGGAGAAUUCUGCUUUUUACAUAGCAUGCCUCCAGACCAUCACACUGCUGGGUCCCAUGUUCGGCUUCCUGCUGGGCUCCAUGUGUGCCAAACUUUAUGUGGACAUCGGAUUUGUUAAUAUUGACUCUGUGACCAUCACCCCGAGGGAUGCACGCUGGGUAGGUGCCUGGUGGCUCGGUUUUUUGGUGGCAUCCGUCAUCAUGCUGGUGGCUGGAAUUCCUUUCUGGUUCUUUCCUCGUUCUUUACCCAAGCAGGACGAGGAACACAGAGACAAUCCCAGCUUUCAUCUCACCAACCAGGAGCAAGUCCCCCAUCCAGCCACGCCAGCUAUGAAGCUAGCAGACAUCGCAAAAGGGUUCUUUCCCUCCUUGAAGAAACUGUUGAGCACUCCUACCUACUUCCUUCUGCUCUGUGGGAGUGUCCUGAACUUCAGCUCAAUAAUCGGAUUGAUCACCUUCAAAGCGAAAUACAUGGAGCAGCAAUUCGGCCAGUCCGCCUCCAGAGCAAACUUUCUUAUUGGAGUGCUGAAUCUGCCAGUGAUUGCAGUGGGGAUUUUUCUGGGUGGUCUUCUGAUGAAGAGGUAUAAGCUGAGUGUGGUUUCUGGAGCUCAGCUGUCGUUUCUCGCCUCCUUCUCUGCCUACCUGCUGACGCUCCUGGAGUUCGGCACCAAGUGUGAUAACAUGCGCAUGGCUGGCCUCACUGUGGCCUAUAACGGGACUCCUCACGUCUCAUACGAUACACUGUCCCUGUUCUCACACUGUAACCAGAACUGCUCUUGUUCUGGAGUGGACUGGGAUCCAGUGUGUUCUGAUGAUGGCAUCUCCUUCAUGUCUCCGUGUCUGGCAGGAUGCUCCAGCUCCAGUGGGCAUGGAAAAGACACGGUCUUCCACAACUGCAGCUGUGUGCUGAGCCCAUCUCCAGUAGAGGGCAGUACCUCAGUGUCUCUGGGUCAGUGUCCUCGGGGCCCAGAGUGCAGCCGCAGCUUCACCUCCUACAUGGCCGUGUCCGUCCUCAGCUCCUUCAUUAGCUCGCUGGGGACCACGCCUGCAUACAUGGUGAUUAUACGGUGUGUCAGUCCUGAGCUGAAGGCGCUGGCACUGGGUAUCCAGGCCCUGGUUAUAAGAACACUGGGAGGUAUUCCAGCUCCGAUGUAUUUUGGGGCUCUGAUUGACACCACCUGUUUGAAAUGGGGUAUGAAAAAGUGUGGAGGCCGUGGGGCGUGCCGCAUGUACGACUCAGACAAGUACAGAAUAAUCUUCCUGGGCCUGAUCGCGUGUUUGAGUGGCAGCUCAUACUUCUUCAUCUUUGCCGUCAUCAUCCUCUUGAGGAAGCAGUUCCGCAAAGAUGCUGUCAAAGCCCUCCAGCAGAGUGGAGGCCUGGGCCAAGUGGAGCUCCAUCCUCCAAAACAGCACCUCGACGAGGGCUCAGGACAUUGCGCCAGUCCGUCAGUCCACCAGACUGGAGGAGAGGAUUUAACAUCCAAUCAGAGGACAGUCGAAACUGUAGAGACAACAGAGACUACACAUGAACACCAAACACCACUACCAACUGAUCCAGAGGGGUCAGGGGUCACUGGUUCAGAGCGAGCUAAUGGACUCACGAGAGUGGACAGCCAAUUACGAAGAGCACAGGACAACCAGUCACGGACUCACAAGCCAAAGGCCAAUCAGAUUACCCGACUGUAGCCUUAAACGCUUAAUAUAUCUUUAUACUGGAUUAUUAUGGCCUGAAUUGACUUGAUUCAGAUAUGUACGUCAAUUACAUCAACACUGUCUUAUUGUUUCGACAAAUCAUUUCAAGUCUUUUUUUAUAGUUGCAAGUCUAGCAAUGUUUUACAGAAUGGUAUCAGCCUUAUGAACAAUUGUAGCAAACAAAUGUGUUUGUGAUUUAGAAUAUGUACAAUGCAUCAUUAAUUUCCAAUUACAUUUUUUUGCAGUGUGAAAUAUCACCUUUUAUUAGGGGUAUAACAAUUUACGAAAAUCAUAAUUUCAUUCACUAUGUAUGAUGGUGUCUUUAUUUGAUACAUGUUUCAAUACAGCAAAAAUGGGGAGUGCUUAAAAUUUCGUAAACUAAAGAUGUGAAAUUCUUUAUAUUGUACCACUUUCUUCUUUUUU
Molecule: messenger RNA, 3568 nt
Organism: Astyanax mexicanus (Mexican tetra)
Lineage: Eukaryota; Metazoa; Chordata; Actinopteri; Characiformes; Acestrorhamphidae
Gene: slco1e1
Product: solute carrier organic anion transporter family, member 1E1
Exons: 15
Coding region: 827-3139 (770 amino acids)
Biological process (GO): sodium-independent organic anion transport; transmembrane transport
Cellular component (GO): membrane
Molecular function (GO): protein binding
Source: RefSeq, a predicted model, not a curated record